Messenger RNA from Ambispora gerdemannii, 521 nucleotides. NCBI's taxonomy places the organism in Eukaryota, Fungi, Glomeromycota, Glomeromycetes, Archaeosporales, Ambisporaceae. The record is from the annotation of a GenBank genome assembly.
UGUCGAAGAUUCUAGGGUCUAACAACGGUCUCGCGACCAGGCCCGGAGUCACCGCUAUUAGUGUGCUCUCAAGUGAACGCCGAAAUUAUGUGGGGACACGCCAUUGUUACCGCCAAAUAUCAAGCUUUAAGCUUAAAUCUCGUUUUCGGGCUGACAAAACCUACGAAGUGUAUACUCCUUCCUUGACUUUUUUCAGGGAUGAUGUUGGUAAAACGGUAUGGGAUGCUGAACGGUAUCAACGUUCAACAAACCCUAUACUGAGCAACAACGUGAAAAUGAACGCGAAUGGGAGAGAUUCGCAACAAGAAACCGAUAGCAAUGACAUUACCAUGAAGCGCUUAGAAACUACUUGCAGAGACGAUAACUAUGGAAUGCACAAACAAAAUGAAACUUACCGGGCCAAAUCAAGCUGUGUUCGCAGAAUAGAAAAGUUAGAACGCGGAAUGUUGAUAAAAGAAGCGAUACCAACAUCAGGAAGCCAUAAAAGCCCAUCAAAACAGCAAAAGAACAACGCGAAAUAA